Molecule: messenger RNA, 2764 nt
Organism: Pectinophora gossypiella (pink bollworm)
Lineage: Eukaryota; Metazoa; Arthropoda; Insecta; Lepidoptera; Gelechiidae
Gene: Gmppb
Product: mannose-1-phosphate guanyltransferase beta
Exons: 6
Coding region: 240-1349 (369 amino acids)
Biological process (GO): cell wall mannoprotein biosynthetic process; GDP-mannose biosynthetic process
Cellular component (GO): cytoplasm
Molecular function (GO): GTP binding; mannose-1-phosphate guanylyltransferase (GTP) activity
Source: RefSeq, a predicted model, not a curated record
GUUUGUAUUGCGAAAAUCUUGUGUGACGUGUAUUUUGUAAAUUAGGUACCUACUUAAAUUUUAUUUACCUAUUGUUAUUUAAAUUGUUAAUACUUAGUCGGUACAGUUUCCCAGUAUUUACGUGACAAGUGUUAUCGCGCCACGUAUGAACAUAAAGAAAUAUCUACGUAGCAGUGUUGGCUUUUCUUGAAUGUCCGGCAAAGUUUGUUUAUAACAAUUUCUGCCUAUUGAAAUUAAAUAUGUGCGGUUCAGACAAAAAGUUAGGCGAGAUCCGCGCUCUUAUCCUCGUAGGCGGCUAUGGUACUCGCCUGAGGCCUUUAACUUUGAGUAGACCGAAGCCCCUGGUCGAAUUUGCCAACAAACCUAUUCUGAUGCACCAAAUCGAAGCCCUCGUCGAUGCUGGAGUCACUCAGGUGAUAUUGGCAGUCUCAUACAGGGCUGAGGACAUGGAGAAGGAAUUGACAGAACAAGUGUCGAAGCUUGGAGUGUCUUUAACAUUUUCGCAUGAGACAGAACCCCUAGGCACAGCUGGUCCACUAGCAUUGGCACGAGAACUCCUCAGUGCCAGCUCUGAGCCCUUCUUUGUUCUCAAUUCUGAUGUGAUAUGUGACUUCCCAUUCAAGGAAUUAGCUAAGUACCAUCGGAGUCAUGGAAAGGAAGGUACCAUUGUGGUGACUAAGGUGGAAGAACCUUCCAAGUAUGGAGUGGUUGUGUACAAGGAGGAUGGUGAAAUAGAAAGCUUCAUUGAAAAACCACAGGAAUUCAUUUCAAACAAAAUUAAUGCCGGGAUGUACAUUUUAAACCCCUCAGUACUAAGUAGGAUAGAGCUUCGACCUACAUCAAUAGAGAAAGAGGUGUUUCCCUUCAUGGCAAGAGAUGGACAGUUACAUGCUAUGGAACUUCAAGGCUUCUGGAUGGAUGUGGGACAACCUAAAGAUUUCCUAACCGGCAUGUGCCUUUACCUGACGAGCCUGCGUCAGAAGAACUCUGACAAACUGCACGAAGGAGCCGGUGUAGUGGGUAACGUGCUCAUUGACCCCUCCGCUACGAUCGGCAAGGGCUGCCGUAUAGGCCCCAACGUCACCAUUGGGCCUGACGUCAUUGUCGAAGAUGGGGCAUGCAUAAAGCGUAGCACGAUACUCCGCGGCGCGAUAGUCCGUCAGCACGCGUGGUUGGACGGGUGCAUCGUGGGCUGGCGCUCCGUUGUGGGCCGCUGGGUGCGCAUGGAAAACACUACAGUGUUGGGCGAAGACGUCAUCGUAAAAGAUGAGCUAUACGUCAACGGCGGGCAGGUCCUGCCACACAAGUCCAUAGCACUCUCCGUACCCGAACCACAAAUCAUCAUGUAACAUACCCACAAUACAGAUACAUUAUGGUGCUUCCACGCUAGGUACUAUUAUUUAUAUCGUCCCCUUAUAGUGAAACGCGCAAAUGUUUUUUAAAUCAUAAUCUGAUGUGUUUUCUUCAACAAAACACACACGUUAGUUGAAUUCCCCGUAAAACUUAAGACUACAAUUUUUACCUGAUUUAAACUAGCGCUUCUGUUGCGAGAUUUUCACUAUAUGACAUCGAUAUAAUAAUAAUAUAUAUUAUAACAUAUUAUAACAGGUGCCAAAGCUCACAGAAGUCGUUUUAUGCACUGUGUUACUUAAAGAAAGUACAUAAUGGUGCUAAUUCCUGUAAACACCAUCUAAUUUUAUUUUAAGUUAUAUCUGUAAUUUUUUAUCCGCCGAAAAGGAAAGGGACGGGUAAUCGACAAGCAUAAAAUUUAUGGAACACACGUCAAUUUUAAGCACAAAUCUAAAACAACCGUCUAAAAAUAACCCGACAGAAUUAUGUUGACAGCACACGUCAAACGGUUUGCAUACCAGCGAGAUACCUUUUUGAUUCGCCCGGGUUAUUCAUUCAUUUACUCAUUCUUCUUAAAAUCAAGAGCUGUCAAUCAUCCGUCCCUUUCCUUUUCGGCGGAUAAGAAUAUGACGGGUAUAACUUAAAAUAAAAUUAGGUGUCUGCAGGAAUCGGGACCAUUGAGGAUAUUCUUCAGUCUGUUAUAAAAUGUUAUACAACAAUGUCUAACCUCAGCAAGCUUCAGACAUGGAACAUGGAGGGCCUUCUCCACUAAGUUAAGGUAAUCUACAACAGUCACAGCCUUGUAAAGAAUUUAUAUUUUUCAACAGAAACACCAAGCAUAGUCUCAGUAGUAUAUUGUUCACAUAUAAAUUAUUUAUUAUACAAAGUUAUUUAUUAUGUGAGUGUAUGUGUGUUGCGUAUAUCGUAUCACACAUUAAUCGAAACAGUAGGCGUUUCUUAUAGGUAGGUGCACUUUAUGUAGAACUAAGCAUCGGUAUUUGCAUCGGCAAUUACAAUGUUUGUCAUACCUGUACUUAUAUUUUAUUAGAGGUUUUUUGUUUUUGAAAUAUGCAAAGAAUAGAAUAUUCGUUUUCUAUUAUACAAUUCAUAUUUUAUGUUAUUAUUUUAUAUAUACAUUUUUUUUGUUAGAAAUACAGACACAAUUAAUAGGGUGUCCAUUUUUUCAAAUUAUAUUUGUUACCCUCACGUGUUGUAAGCACGGACCUGGAAUUUUAUUCAAUAUUUACUAAAAUAUUGUACCUACAAAACAACAUUCCUUGUAAAUUAAUACAAUAUCUUUAUCAUAAAAAUAAGUACCUAUAUUAUAGUAUAGGGUAUGAUGUGGUACCAUUAACUGCCAUUUUUAUACCAAAAUUAGAAUAAGAUUUUAUAAAUUACAUAAUUUAUAAUGGUA